Molecule: messenger RNA, 1152 nt
Organism: Chlamydomonas reinhardtii
Lineage: Eukaryota; Viridiplantae; Chlorophyta; Chlorophyceae; Chlamydomonadales; Chlamydomonadaceae
Exons: 1
Coding region: 473-658 (61 amino acids)
Source: RefSeq, a predicted model, not a curated record
GCGUUGCUGUCAUAGCGACAUAGCGCCCCACCCGAAGGCACAAGGCACAGUCCUUUCAGUUUUACAAAGGCAGUUUCACAGCAGCGCCAGCCACGUGCCCUCCGCUUACGCCUGCUUCCCCUGCGCAACGAAAUGCCGUGCAAUGGACGCGCUUCAGUUGCUGACCACAGCACAACCGUGUGCCCCGCGACCGCCCUGACCGCCCAUGGAGUAUGGGAGUCGGCCCAUGCAACGAGGCCCUAAAUGCUCGCUUUGCUGUGUGCAGUGUUGGCGAGCGCGUAGGCAAGUCGGUCCCCUGGACGAUAUAAGGCAUCCCUGUAUUAGCGCCUGUGAAACCUGACGGUACUGCCAAGGAACCGUCACAGUAGCCGUGAGGAAUGGGACGUGUUGUUGUUCAUCGCCCCGCUACACGUGCGCAACCCCUUCACUACAAGCCAUCGCCCUGAUCCGCUGGUCCGCUGCACCUAACCACAUGAGCCCGUUCAAACUAGUGCCCAUGCCCCGUUUUAACCAGCCGACGCCAUGCGACCCGCACGACACAACGGUGUCCUUUAGCGAUAGGUCAUCAACUUCAAACCGCGCUAGCAGCAGUGAUGAUGCGUGUACUUUGCACGUGCGGCGUGCGGCGCGGCAAUCCUCGCAACUACCAACACUUUAACUGACACACGGGGAUCACAAACGGGCUUUCGCGCAACUGCCAACAAACAGGGGCGGCGCGUGGCGUGGUGCUUGGCGCGAGUGGGAGCUGACAGUUGCGCGGGGGCACGUGUGGGAAGCUGCUGUGGAGUACGGCGGAGCUCUGCAGGCUGUGGCGGUUGGCGCGCAGUGCGAGUGGGAGUGCGUAGUUGGGCAGCGAGGCGUGUGGGAAGCUGCAACAGGAUACGGCGGGGCUUGGUGGAGGCUGGUGGUUGGCGCGCAGCGCGAGUGGGAGUGCAUAGUCGUGCGCGUGCCGUUUGGGAAGCUGCGUGUGUGAGCUGCGUGUAAACUCAGAGAGACGCAUGGGGCUGACCCGGUUUCCAUAAGCUGCCUCUGAGCGCACACGGUCUCACACGGUUGACAGUUGGGCUGCAGCGCGGGCGGGACGCCAUGAGAGUCGCUGUUGGCCGAAAACCGAACUGCACUAGUUCAUGGUGAGAAACAAGAUAUUGUUAA